Diuraphis noxia (Russian wheat aphid) is the source of this 642-nucleotide messenger RNA. RefSeq lists its product as uncharacterized. NCBI's taxonomy places the organism in Eukaryota, Metazoa, Arthropoda, Insecta, Hemiptera, Aphididae. The record is from RefSeq and is a predicted model, not a curated record.
AUGUGGUUUCUCAAAAAUACCUUCGGAAUUAUAACACUUCAAAUUGGUGUCAUUUCAUUCAGUUCAAUGUUUAUCACUUUGGCAGCAUGUAUUUUAUUGGUUAAUGUAUUGUCUCUAGAUAUAGAAGACCCAAUGGCAUGGAUGAUCAUGUUUGUAUUUAUUUUUAUUAUGGUCAUUACGUGGUCGAUUGCUUUCAAAGGAGCUUACAAAGAACUACAAAGUUUAAUUUCUACGGCUACGGUAAUUUGGGCAGUKUAUAUUGUAAUAUGGAAUGUAUUAGUUAUAUGGUCAUUUAUUCAACAAAACAAGAACAUUUGUAUCGGAGCUAGAUGUCCGGAUACGUUAUGGCUAAUGAACAAUUCGUGGUAUGAAUUAAAACAUAUUGCAAUUGAAAAGAAUAAAACAAAUAUUUAUAAAGGAUUAGGAUUAGAAAAAGUUAAGCUGUUAAUUGAACAAAAAAAAGCUAAUAAUGAAAUAAUMAGUACUUUUAAUGAGACAAGCAUGACACCAGAAAAUCGAUGGAAUUUAAUUUCAUCCGUAWUAUUAACAAUUUUGUAUACAAUUAUAUUACUUUACUCAUGGAUGAUUUUAUUCAGUUUCCGAAAAGAAAUUCAGCACAAGAAAAAUUUAGAAAYACAAUGA